This is a messenger RNA of Papilio xuthus (Asian swallowtail), 2109 nucleotides long. Its product is annotated as cytochrome P450 6a2-like. Gene Ontology annotation, molecular function: iron ion binding; heme binding; monooxygenase activity. The transcript has 2 exons. Lineage: Eukaryota; Metazoa; Arthropoda; Insecta; Lepidoptera; Papilionidae. The record is from RefSeq and is a predicted model, not a curated record. The coding region runs from base 48 to 1592 and encodes 514 amino acids.
ACAAGUCAAAAAACCUAACCGAAUUAGUGUACAGUCCGACCGCGGUGAUGCUGGGCGUACUGUUGGCGGCGCUGGCGGCGGUGCUGGCCUGGCUGUGGGUCGCCGGCCCGCACAGCUACUGGCGGCGCCGGGGAGUCCGCCACGAUCCCCCGAUCCCGCUGUUCGGCAAUAAUGUCAGAAACUUCUUCAUGAAAAAGAGCAUGACGGAGCUCGCCGUCGAGGCGUACUGGAAGUACCCGGGCGAGCGACUCGUCGGGUUCUACAGAGCCUUCCGCCCCGAGCUCGUCAUCCGCGACCCAGAGAUCGCCAAACGCAUUCUGACGACCGACUUCAUGCACUUCUAUAGGCGCGGAGUGAACGCGCACGACAAAGUGAUCGAGCCCAUGUUACGGAACUUGUUCUUCGCGGACGGCGACAUGUGGCGGCUGCUGCGCCAGCGCAUGACGCCGGCCUUCAGCAGCGGCAAGCUGCGCGCCAUGUUCCCUCUAAUAGUGGAGCGCGCGGAGCGGCUGCAGGCGCGCGCGCUGUCCGCAGCGCACGCCGGCCGCGAGCUUGACGCGCGUGAGCUCAUGGCGCGCUUCACCACAGACUUUAUAGGCGCCUGCGCCUUCGGACUCGAUUCGGAUUCUCUCAACGACGAGAACUCCGCGUUUAGACAGCUGGGUGCCAAAAUUUUCUCGCCGUCCAAAAAAGUUUUUAUUACAACGCUUCUUAAGCUAAUGUUCCCUGAAAUAUUCAAAUACGCGAAAAUUCAGGAAACGGCGGAGCGGGGUAUCCUCGGCUUACUGAGAGAUAUACUGAGCCAGAGAAAUUAUCGACCGUCGAAGAGAAACGACUUCAUAGAUCUACUGCUGGAAUGCCGGGCCAAAGGGCCCAUGGUGGGCGAGUCGAUAGAGUGCUCGGCCGCCGACGGGACGCCGGCAACCGUCCAGCUGGAGUUGGACGAGGAACUGAUGGCCGCACAGGUGUUCGUCUUUUUCGCAGCGGGCUUCGAGACCUCCUCCUCGGCGACCAGCUUCGCGCUGCACCAGCUCGCACACCACCCGGAGGAGCAGGUCCGGGCGCAGCGCGAGGUGGACCGCGUGCUUGCCGCGCACGGCGGCCGGCUCAGCUAUGAGGCUGUCAAGGAAAUGACUCACCUGGACUGCGUCCUCAAGGAGAGCAUGAGAAUGUUUCCGCCGCUGGGAUUCUUGAUCAGGCGGUGCUCGAGACCGUACAGGGUUCCGGAGACGGAGCUAACUAUCGACGCGGGGGUCCACGUGAUCGUGCCCCUUCAGGCGCUGCACAACGACCCGCAGUACUUCACCAGGCCCGAGCGCUUUCUGCCGGAGCGUUUCCUGCCGGAGCGCGACGAGGUCCGCGCCGGGGGACUCUACCUGCCCUUCGGCGCGGGCCCGCGGGCUUGCAUCGGGGAGCGGCUGGGGCAGCUGCAGUCGGUGGCGGGGCUGGCGGCGGUGCUGGCGCGCUGCACGGUGUCGCCGGGGCCGAGCACGCGGCGCACGCUGCAGGUCGACCCCAAGACCAGUAUCGUGCAGAGCGUGCGCGGCGGCGUGCCUCUCGUCUUCACGGAGCGGGAGGACAUCGCUCGCUAGCUGAUGUCAUCUCUGCAUCUCCAGAGUGCGGCUUCUCGCAGCUUCGUUGUGCUCAGUCUCAAUAUAUAAUUUAAUUAUAUGGCGCGAAAACUAAGGUCAAAUACAUCAGUGACAUAAAUAGUUGCGACAUCGCGCAAUACAGUUUUCUUCUAUUAUUCGUUUUUUAUCGCUGGUGUAUUUGUUUCAGUAAAUAGCUGUAAUUAUUUAGUUUACAGUUUCAUAUUUAAAAAAAAUUAACUUAAAGCUGUUCCUCUCAAGUGUAUGAUGAGGGUAAUAAUGGAGCGGUGGAAUGUUCUCAGACCGUCAGAGAUCACCUCUUAAAAUCAAUCUAUAAAAAAAAUUGACUGUCAUAUCACUUUUUUAGGGUUCCGUACCUUAAAGGAAAAAAACGGAACCCUUAUAGGAUCACUUGUUUGUCCGUCCGUCUGUCUGUCGAGACCGUUUUUCUCAAAAACUCGUGUAGGUAUUGUUAGGAAGAAAAUCCGACACAAUGCCGGUGUACUGGCACAACACUAGC